Messenger RNA from Thamnophis sirtalis, 396 nucleotides. NCBI's taxonomy places the organism in Eukaryota, Metazoa, Chordata, Lepidosauria, Squamata, Natricidae. The record is from RefSeq and is a predicted model, not a curated record.
GAAAGUCUUUUGAAUGGUACCUGGAAAUUACUGAAUGACAACACCAGGAUAUCAUUGGAAAACAGCUUAAAUUGCUGUGGGUUAUUCAACAACACUGAAUCUGCUGAGCUAUUUAAGAGCGAUGUUGACAAUUGCAGUGCGCCGUGCAGAAAAACAUCUGUAUGCUUAAAGUGUGGUGUUCUGCUGAUGGAACAUGCCGAUGAGGCUUUGAAAAUCCUUGGUGGAGUUGGACUCUUCUUCAGUUUCACAGAGAUCCUUGGAGUAUGGCUUGCAAUGCGUUACAGAAACCAGAAGGAUCCCAGAGCCAACCCCAGUGCCUUUUUAUAGUUCUUUCUCCUACCACCUUCCAGGUUUCCUUUUUAGUUAGUUACUUCUUGCUUAUUUAAGACCUCCCAU